This is a messenger RNA of Anarrhichthys ocellatus (wolf-eel), 5684 nucleotides long. It is a transcript of the gene nbr1b, whose product is annotated as NBR1 autophagy cargo receptor b. The record is from RefSeq and is a predicted model, not a curated record. Gene Ontology annotation, cellular component: phagophore assembly site. NCBI's taxonomy places the organism in Eukaryota, Metazoa, Chordata, Actinopteri, Perciformes, Anarhichadidae. The transcript has 23 exons. Gene Ontology annotation, biological process: macroautophagy. The coding region runs from base 137 to 3229 and encodes 1030 amino acids. Gene Ontology annotation, molecular function: ubiquitin binding.
CCGAAUACGCCCCCCCCCCUCUGAUAAAUCACAGUGGAGCGAAUUUGCGAGUUAACCCAUUGAACCUCCGUCGGUUGGGCAAAGCGCUCCGUGUCCAUCGUGUGUAAUAUGCAUUAAGGCGAGGACGGGCAGCGCCAUGGAAUUCUACAUCAACCUGAAGGUGAAUUUCAGAGGAAAUUCCAAAAAUUUCCUCCUGUCAGGAUCUGAGACCAAGAGCUGGGAGUCGAUGGAGGCCAUGGUAAAGCGCUCGUUUGGCCUGUGCAGUCUUCAGCUGACCUAUUUCGACGAGGAGAACGAGGAGGUGUCCAUUAACAGCCAAGUGGACUAUGAGGAGGCAUUGAAGAGUGCAGCGAGGCAGGGGAACCGACUCCACAUGAACGUGUACGAGACUCGGGGCCAGCCGGCGAGGGUCCCCACCACCAAGGCCAGCGGAACAGAGCCCAAGAGGGGUUUCAGACCCCCACAGCACUGCCCCACUCUGGCCCAGGUGGUCAGCCGCAAAGUCCAGGCUGCAGUGCCAGAACAGGGCAUGGUGAUCUUGAAAGACAUAAAGGGCACCAAAGAAGAAGACAAGACUCCUCCAGCCUGGUUCACCUCUUACAUGGAGAAGUUUAAGGACCAGGUAGUCCGUGAGGCGGUGGAGAAGAUCUGCCGGGAGUUCUCUGGACAGUGCUGCAUUCACAAGCCCCUGGGGGGAGGAGGAGGAGGAGCAGGAGCAGGAGGUGGGGGAGGUAGAGGGGAAGCGGUAGGAGGAGCAGAGGCUCAGCAGGUCCCCGAGGUUUCCUCCUCCACUCUGCCUGGAGCUCUGUCCUCCUCCUCACCUCCCUGCUCCUCCUGCCGGGGGCAGACCACGGGAGGAGGCUACCAGUGCAGUGUGUGUACUUCCUGUACUCUGUGCGAGCCCUGCAGCUUCUCUCAUGAUCCCAGUCACAACCUGGUGAGAGCCAGGACUCCUCUGUCCAUCCCGGAGCACGGAUCACCUGCCCCAGACCACAGCAGGUUCUACAGGCGAGGUGACCGCAGUUUCCGAAAGGCGGAGAAGCAGCGGCUGAAAGCAGAGAAGCGCCUGCUGAAAGCUGAGGUCAAGGAGAUCCGAAAACAGCUAAGAAUGGAAAGGCGGGGCCUACAGUGGAGCUCCUCCCACAGAGAUGGAAGCUCCUCCCCUGUCCUUCUGCAGCCUCGAGCCACCCAGCACAACAGCCCUGAGCGUCCAAAGCGUCCCUGUCCCCUGGUGGUUCCAGCCAUGACGGCUGCAUUUCUGGACGAAAACCUUCCCGAUGGAACCCGACUGCGUCCUGGGACCAAGUUUAUCAAGUACUGGAAGAUGAGGAACACUGGAACAAUCUGCUGGAGCGCUGACACAAAGCUGAAGUUCAUGUGGGGAAACCUGGCGGUAGGUUCUGGGGACCGUUGGAGAGAAGUGUCUGUUCCCUUCCUCCAGCCAGGACAGGUUGGUAUAGUGAGUGUGGCGCUGUGUGCUCCUGCCGUAGAGGGCUCCUACACCUCCCACUGGCGUCUGGCCCACGCUGGAGAGCAGUUUGGACCCCGGGUCUGGUGCAGCAUCGUGGUCGAUCCUCUGGCCCCAGCGCCCAUGAUGGCUGAUGGGAUACUGGUGUCACCGUGUGUCACGCCACAGGGUAGGAACCCAGUUGUGAAGGAUGGACAAGCCAGUGCAGCAAGGGAGCAGCCACUAAUGUCAGUGGACCAAGAGGAGUACUACAUCCCCUCUGUGGACCUGCUCACUGCACAGGAUCUUCUAUCUUUUGAGCUGUUGGACAUCAACAUCGUCCAAGAGUUGGAGAGUGUCCCAAACAACACCCCUGCUGACGUUACUCCGUGCAUGUCCCCUCUGCCUCAAGAGGGCCACCUGCAGGACAAGGGCAGUCCCUCUCUGGCUCUCAUCCAGGAAGAAACAGAAGUCAUCAAUAGCAUCAUGGAUGUCCCUCAUGGGGUGGGAUCUGGAGCAGAGGGGGGCGGAGUCCUGGCUCAGGAGGAAGGGGAGGAUGACAUCAGCGGGACUCAGUUUGUUUGCGAGACUGUGAUUCGCUCAAUGACCCUGGAGGAGGCCCCUGACCGCGCCCCUCUGAGAGGGUCCCGCCCAGAGCCAGUGGUGCAUCCGGCUGCUCAGGGAGGCUCAUCCUCCUCUUCCUCCUGUGUGAAAAGUAAAACAAUGAAAUCCGAAGAGAGUGCAGACAGCAGCCCCAGCACCUCUAAAAGCCCCCUGAAACCACCGGCUACACUGAAAGCCUCCCUGCCGGCUCCCCUGUACAUGGCCUUGACUCUGGGACCCGGCCCCAGCUCUGCCCCGACCCCGCUCAUUGCUCCGCCAAGGUCCUCCACACUGCAGGAGCACACAGCCACAGUUGAAGGUGAGGAGUCCCACAUGGAGAACAUCCAUGUGGAGAAGGGGCCAGAGGAGGAGAAGGAGGGAGGGAAGAAGAGAGAAGGGACAAGGAGUCGCUCCUCCUCCACCUCCUCGGAGGAUUACAUCAUCAUCCUCCCUGACUGCUUUGACACCAGCCGGCCACUGGGGGAGUCCAUGUACAGCUCUGCUUUGUCCCAGCCUGGUGACAUCCCAGCCAAGAUCCCCACAGACCCAGAAACCCCAUCUCCCAACCAACCGGGCAGUUCAACCCCAGAGGGGGAGCUUGGUCAGGCGGACGAAGCCGCGGCAUCUCCAGGGAUGGCGGUGUCGGGCGCCAGCAGCGCCAACGACAUGCUUUGUACGUCUCAGACGCUGGACGACGAGCCUCUGACACCUGAAGUGGUGGCACCGCCUCAAGCCAUCGUCACACCAAGUCCAGGGAGUAGUGGAGAAACAGAUGUGGACCCUGCCACUUCUGGGGAAGGAACAGAGGGCUCUGAACUGUACCAAACUGAGGAUGUCUCUGGUCCUGAACAAACUCAGACAGAUGAUGCUGAAGUUACUGAAGACACAGAGGACAUCCCUGAGGACCCCAGGCACCCAGGCCUCACCAGCGGCCUGGUGAAAGGAGCUCUGUCAGUAGCUGCGUCUGCCUACAAAGCUCUGUUCACUGGACAAGGUCCCACACAGCCUCCAGUGGAUGCAUCCACCCAGGACACCAUGAUGGCCGUGCUGGUGGAAAUGGGUUUUGGGGAUCGGCCGCUGAACCAGCGGCUGCUGAAGAAAUACAACUACAACCUGCUGGACGUGGUCAACGAACUUGUUCAGAUGACUGACAAUGACUGGUACUCUACACGCUACUGACAAGAGACAGACAGACAGACAGACAGAGAGGAAGAAGACGUAUAGGAAGAAGAGAAAAAGAGAGAGAAUGAGAUCAAACAAGAAAUUCCAGAGGAGGAAAGACUGGAAGAGAGAAAUUCAUUUCUGCUGAUCUAAAUUGUUUUUUGCCUCCACCUUUUUGCCUCCACCUUUCGUCCAUCUCUCCUCUGAUUGGUCCGGUUGGAUUGAGAUCAAUCCUCUCUCAGGCCAUUUAAGGAGACAUUCCAGCUAACUCUCUGGGAUAUUGUACUGGAGCAUCAACACCCACUGUCUGGAGCAUUACUUUCAGCUUAGGUCUAGAUAGUGGCAGGGCAGCUGCUUUGUAUAGGAGUUUAAGAGGGACAAGGACAGAGAGGUGUUCCUCAAGUGUUCAAAAGAGCUAUGUGUAGCAUUUAGCAUUUGCCAGAAUGGAGUCCCCUUGCAGCCUGCAGAGGGCACUGCUCCAUUUCUUAUGAAAAGCUAAGAGAAGUAUUAAAACUGGUAAAAGCUCCCAGUAACCACAAACAAGUAUUUAAAUGUGACAUAGCAUGCUAACGUAAAGCUGUACCAUCACAAAGUCAACAGUUCCACUUCCACGCUCAGAAGUAAUGUAACAGAUUUGACAGUUAAUGUAAGCUCAGUGGCCAGCAGAGGUACACAUUCCCACAUCAAUAAUCAUUGUUGAAAUGCUACUUAUGCCUUUUAUCUGGGACACUGAUGAAGUACAGAGCAGCGAUAUAAUAUCAAGAAUACAGAUGUGCACUGAGAAGUUAAGUUCUCAGAGCACUGCUGUACUUCUGUUUAACUGUGUGUGUGUGUGCGAGCAUGGUGGAUCCCUUCUGCUGUUUGUCACUACACAUUCAUAAGAUGUCGCUACGCUAAGAGAGCUAGUCGCUGCUUUCCUGCCAUGAUCUCAACAUUAAACAAAUAGUAAGUCAUGUUUACAUUGUGCAAAAUCUUUAAUCCCAAAUGCAGAUUUUUCAGAGUUGGCCAAGGAUUAUCUGGACCCGACCUGCCUUAGAGUUCAGGUAACAAACAGAACUCUAGGCCCACCUGAAAAAGGGUUUAGGCCGGUUGAGUUUGGUUCAUUUAAAAUGUAAUUUGUAGAAAAUUGAAGAAAACACAGUCUGCCACAGACGCAGACUGCAGGAAUACAGCAAGGCAGUCUUCUGUUCUUGGGUCCGGGUCUUAAAAUUGUCAGUACCGAUUGUGUUCAGUCGGGUCCGGACUCUGCCUGUUUUACAGAGGGAACCAUCUUUUAAAUGUGUACCGUUGUGUUUGCAAGUUGUUGCAAAUCAAUGCACUUUGCCAAUUGAUUUCCCAGAGAUGUUAUUGGAAAAUUCACUUACUGGUGACAUAUAUGGAGAUUGUUCUACAGAACUACAUCUACCCCUGUUGGCAGUUAAGCAUGUGAACGAUGCUGCUGGCGUCGGAGCCACACGUCUAUGCAUUCAUGAUCCUUGAGCUGGGUACAAAGUGAUGAUCUGUGCUCAUUCAGGUUCAAAUAUACAGUAUAGCAUUAUUAAUACUAAUAUUAUUGUUGUCGAUAUCACUGGAGCAUUGAAAGGGUGUCCACACACCUCUCACUGUACUGUAUAAUCUACUGAAGACUAGUCGAUGACCACUAAAGGCAGAAACAACAUUCCCCCAUUAGAGCUUUCUGGGAUCUGGAUUUAGUGUUUGCACUUAAAAGCUUGCAGGUCACAGUCAACAAAGUUGUUCCUAAUGUUGACUCUCCCGUCUUACACACAUUCUCUGGACCUGUUCGCUGUUGUUGUAAGCUGGUUCUCACAAUACGCAUCCUCAGUGUUCCCUGAUCAUCCAAUAAACUCUUCGUUUUGAGGGUUAAAAUGUUAGAAAUUAAGAAAUUCCUCACAUUUUGUUAUCUUUAUUUCUCUUCUUCUAACAUCACACAUGACACAGAUCUUUACAAAUGGCUGCUCAACUUGUCUGUAGACAUGUGUUGACCUCAAAUAGGAUCCAGCUAUGUUGAUGUGUUCAUAUCAUUUUGCACUCCUGUCAUGUGUUUUGUGCUUCUUCAAAGUGGUCAGGUGUGCCGUUGAUCCUCCUCAAGGAUGUGUACUUCUUCUGGUAGAGUACAUGAAACGUAUGUACAGUUAACAGUAAGGUCAUUCCAAACUUAAGCUGGAAUGAAACUAUGUUUCUUUCCCUUCACAGAUGUAUGAAUAUAUACAGAAGCUCCUCGUGUGAAGCAAUGACGAUCAGUUGACUUCAUUAGUUUGAGUUCUGAUUGUUUACGGUGCUUCUGCUCUGAAUGCUGAUUAUGUUGUAUUUUUAGGCUUAUCAUGUGCUGGUUGAAUUUGCUCUGUUGUAUGUGUUAAUGUUUUUGUUUGUAAAAAAAAAAAAAAAAGUGAGUGGAUUUGGGGUUGGAGUUGACAUAACUUAAUAAAUCAGCACUUGUAGAAAUAUGAAUACAUAAAUAAGUGCUUCAAAAAAA